Messenger RNA from Carassius auratus (goldfish), 3799 nucleotides. RefSeq names its product elastin microfibril interfacer 2b (gene emilin2b). The coding region runs from base 132 to 2720 and encodes 862 amino acids. The record is from RefSeq and is a predicted model, not a curated record. The transcript is spliced from 9 exons. Gene Ontology annotation, molecular function: protein binding. Lineage: Eukaryota; Metazoa; Chordata; Actinopteri; Cypriniformes; Cyprinidae.
UCUUCCAGACUCUUGCCACUGUCCCAUCUCACUGCCAUCAUCACCCUGUCAAGAAACUCUGGAAAACACUCUGUGCGAGCUUUUUAAAUCCUCGGAUAAGGUGUGCGCUGACUCUGGUUGGGUGUUUGGAGAUGAAGCGCGUCCUCGCAGGUUACGCAGCGCUUAUAUUUAUUAUUCUCAUGCCCUUUCCUUUGACUGAUGGCACUCCGUCGAGGUAUAGUCUGUUCCAGGGCAGUCCUUAUUCCAGCUCUGCUUCGAGACAACGAAACAAAAACUGGUGUGCUUUUGUGGUGCAUAAGAACGUGACAUGCGCAGUGCUGGCAGCGAACGAGAACGUCAUGGAGCCGCAGCUCCUGCCCUGUCCUCCGCAUCAGCCCGACUGCACACAGCAGCUGAUGUAUCAUUCUCACAUGAGGCCUAUGUACAAAAUAGGCUACAAACAAGUGACUGAACUGGAAUGGAGGUGCUGUCCAGGAUAUCAAGGCCAUGACUGUACCGAGCUGAAAAAUACCCCACAGAGACCCAGUGUUGUUGAGGAACCACGUCGAGAUGUUCCCUCAACUCGCAACCAACAACAGAGCAUCUUGGGACCAGAAGAGUUCUCUCAGACUCAUCCAUGGUCUCAACCCGGGCAGAAAGGACAUCAUAGCCGUCAGCUGGGAGAUUAUGGAGAUCGUCAGUAUGAGAGUCAACGAGUUCAGGCAUUAGAAGAAGAAGUGGAGCGUCUUUCUCAGACUGUACUCGGCCUGCAAGCCAUGACUUCUGCGAAUGCGAACCUACGGCUAGAUUUACAGGAAGAUGUGACCAAAUAUGUCCUAAACAUGUUGGGGAAUUUGCAACAGCCACAGGAUGUCAAAGCGGGUGGAAUCGAGAGCAUUACGCUCCCAUAUGACCUCCGUUCAUCACCAGGCACUGAUGAACUCCAGAACCACAUUACCCAGCUCUCCAACACAAUCAGUACCAACACUAAUAACAUCCAAGAUCUGCAGAUGAGGAUCCAGAACAUAGAUGGACAGAUGCAUCGACUAAAAGACGCAAGCAGCACUGGACCCCUUCAGCCUUCCGCAACAGCUGCAACCAAUGAGUGUGCAUGUCAGGCAUACAUCGAUGAGAAGCUUUCAGCCCUACGUGACGAGCUUCUUCAAGGAAUGGACAUCAAAAUAGCAGACAUGAAGAAUGCAUGUGACUACAAGAUGCUGUCUGUGCAAGAACAGUGUGAGGAACAAGAAACCUCUUACUUGAGUCUAGCCGAGCUCCUUGACUCCAAAGAGACUGAACUCCGCAAAGAGAUCCAAGACUUGCGUCUCCAGCUUCCCAUUGGAAAAACCCAAGAGGUGGACAAUGCUGAGGUCCAGAAGCUCAAGGAGACCCAACAGAUACUCCAAGACGCGAUUAGGCAGCAAAAUGCCUCCAUUGCACAGAUAAAUGCACAAGGGCACGUUCUGGAGGCAAGGGUUAAUCUUGCGGAAAGGAGCGCAGAGGUACAUUGCCUCUAUCUUGAGGAGAAACUGAGAAGGGAAAGACUUAAGGAAGAGGAAGACCAAAGAAUAGCUUUCGAAGAGAAGAUCAGUGGUGUUCAAUGGGACAACAGCACUUCUCAGCUACUCUUUGGUCUUGAUCAGCGCCUGGAAGUCUUGGAGAAACAUACACAGCUCCUGGUUGGCCCUCUUAAGGAAGAUCUCAAUCAGACCAUGAGUUUUGAAACCCUCCUCCAACGGGUGGAAAAUCUAGAGGUGGAUUCUGGGCGAAGCCAAGAGCAAGUGAGGACAAUAAAUGGCUUGCUUGAUGGGCUUGAUGGACGCGUGGCUAGCAUUGAAGGCGUUUGUGGUCGAUUUGAGCCAAUGUCAGACAGUCUGAAACGGAUUAAAGAUGGAUUGAACAAACAUGUCAAUGGCUUGUGGACUUGCGUCCGUCAGCUGAACAGUACAGUGCUUGCACAUACAAGAGACCUUAACACAUUUAGAGCAAAUUCACAACUUUCAAAAGAUGGCCAGGAUGGGAUCACUGAUGUACCUACAGGUGUUCUUGAAGGUACAGCGGCUGUAAAAGUUUCCACGGAGGGAGGUCAACCACUCCCAUCGCUGGCGUCUGGGCAAGCAGCACCGCGAGUAACCAAAGUCUUGUCUCGCACCCCUCAGGGGAUCAAUGGGAGCAUGCCGUCCAUCACAGGCUAUGCAGGAGCACCAGGUUAUCCAGGGAUUCCAGCUGCGGCUAUCAGCCCUGACUCCGUUUCUGCACAGAUUCCACUGAGGACAGUACAAAUGGCCACAGGACAAGGGCGAAUGAUGACCUAUGUGUCAUUUUCGGCUGGUCUGACACUUGUGCCAUUCCCUGGAGAAAUUGGCAUCAUCCGAUUCAACAAUGUUCUGUUAAAUGAUGGAAGACACUAUGAUCCACAAACAGGUGUGUUCACUGUUCCCCUGGACGGACGGUACCUGCUCAGCGCUGUAUUAACCGCUCAAGCGGGAGAAAGAGUCGAAGCCUUUCUCUCAGUAGCCAAUCGCAACAUCCAGAAGCUUUCCACUGCUGCAACAGACGGCAGAGACACUCAGGACUGCGUCUGUGGAGGGACCGUCUCUGUAAGUCUCGCUCUUCAUCUGAAGCGGGGCCAGAGAACGGGACUGGUGCUCACUUCAGGGAAACUUGCGAUUUCAGCAUCCAGUGAAAUCCUGUCCUCGUUCAGCGGAGUUCUGCUUUACCCAACUGUAGGCACGCGAUAGCCCAGAGCCAAUGGCAAACAUUAAGAUAACUUUUUUCAUCCAAAAAUGACAAUUGUCAUCAUUUACUCAGCCUCAGGUUGUUUUAAACCUGUAUGAGUUUCUUUCUUCUGUUCAAAAACAAAACAGACAACAGAGGCCCUUGACUUCAACUGUAUGGGAAAUAAUACCUAGUGGCUAUCAUCAACUGUUUGGUUUCCAACAUUCUUCAAAAUAUCUUGUUUUGUGCUCAGCAGAAGAAAGAGCCUCAUACAGGUUUGGAACAAUUUGAGUAAAUGAUGCUAGAACUUUCAUUUUUGGUGAACUACAAGGUUACACUCCGAAAAAAGCUUUCACUGGAAUUGUACCUUCAAUUUUGUACCUUAUUUACUUGUAAAGGUGCAUAUUAUUACCCGAAGAGCACAUAUUAGUACCUAAAUGGUACAAAUGAAUAUUUUCUCAAAGUGUACUAUUUCACUGACAGAUUUUGUACCUUUUUUCUGAGAGUGUAGGGUUGACUUAAAUUCUUCUGAAUAAUGAGAUCCUUAAAUGGCUUUAAAGAUAAUUAAAAAAAAACACUUUACUCGAAGUCUUUAUGAAUAAUGCAUUAUAAAGCAUUAUAUGCUUUCAUAAAUAAUUUGUAAAAUAAAAUAAAUAAAAUGUGUCAUAUAUAUUAUGCAUAUAUAUUAUGCACAAAUUGCUUAAUAUUUGCAGAUUCCUUAUACUUGAAAUUGGUUGAUCAUCAUGCUAGUUUCUAAUGGUGUAAAAAUUAAGUAUUAAAGGGUUAGUUCACCUGAGAAUGAGAAUUUGUCCAUCAUCCACUCACCCUUGAAGCAUCCUAGGUAUAUGUGACUUUUCUCUUUCAGAAUAAUCCAAUGGAAGUUAUAUAAAAAUUGUCUCUUCCAAGCCUUUCAAUGGGGGUAAGCAAGUGUUUGUUGUCAACAGUACAGAAGAUCUGAAAUAAAGUGUGUGCAUCUGAAAUAAAACAUCCCUCACACGGCUCCGGGGGGAUUUUAAAGGUCCCGUUUUACACGCUUUUUUGAAGCUUUGAUUGUUUACAAUGAGCAAUAUAACGUGUUCAUGUUUCGCGUGUAAAAAAACAC